Puntigrus tetrazona (Sumatra barb) is the source of this 4062-nucleotide messenger RNA. RefSeq names its product valyl-tRNA synthetase 1 (gene vars1). The coding region runs from base 97 to 3918 and encodes 1273 amino acids. The transcript has 31 exons. Gene Ontology annotation, cellular component: cytosol. Gene Ontology annotation, biological process: valyl-tRNA aminoacylation. Lineage: Eukaryota; Metazoa; Chordata; Actinopteri; Cypriniformes; Cyprinidae. The record is from RefSeq and is a predicted model, not a curated record. Gene Ontology annotation, molecular function: aminoacyl-tRNA deacylase activity; ATP binding; valine-tRNA ligase activity.
UACGACCGGUUAGCAUCGCUUUACGGCAGCGCUUAUGAAGCAUUGGGUCUUCUGCAUGCUGGAUUUAGGCUGACGUUUCCCCACCGCUGCCUUCAGAUGGACACUCUAUACAUCUCUUCCCACCCUGACGACUUCAGGAGUUUGUUGCCCUUGAUUGCUGCUGAAUUCUGUUCAUCCCCUCCACGAAUCGUCCAUGAGGAGCCUCCGGCUGAGGUGGCCAGGUCUCGUCCCGCACUGGUCCUAGCUGGUUCAGGGGGGACCGUGCUCAGCGGAGCUAAUGCUGUGAGCUGGUACCUGGCAGCAGCGGGCAACCGGACAGGCAGAGAUAAGAAGCAGGAGAGUCAGGUUUGGCAAUGGCUGAGCUUUGCUGAGAACGAGCUGAUGCCGGUGGCCUGUGCUGUGACAUUCCCUCUGCUGGGGAUCAUGGGGGUUGAUAAGAAGCUCCAGCAGACUUCCAAAGCAGAGCUGCUGCGUGUUCUUAAAGCUCUAGAUGAGACCCUAGCGCCGCGGACGUUCCUCGUAGGAGAGGCUGUGACUUUGGCGGAUAUAGCUGUCGCUGUGGCAACACUCCUGCCGUUUAAAUAUGCAUUGGAGCCUGCAGACAGGAAGUCAUUGGUUAAUGUGACAAGAUGGUAUAAUACCUGUGUGAAUCAGCCACAGUUCUUGAAGGUGCUGGGUAAAAUCUCACUGUGUGAGAAAAUGGUGCCUGUGACACCCAAACUCGCCGCUGCUGUCAAUGCCACAGCAACUGCUUCUUCUGAAGCGGCUACACCAGACGGCACUCCUGCUAACGGCCCUCCUAAAACAGAGGCUCAGCUGAAGAAAGAGGCCAAGAAGCGAGAAAAGAUGGAAAAGUUUCAACAGAAGAAAGAGAUGGAGGAGAAGAAGAAGAUGCAGCCUCAGGCUGAGAAAAAGGCCAAACCGGAGAAGAAGGAGCUGGGUGUGAUCUCCUACAACAUCCCCACGCCGACUGGAGAGAAAAAAGAUGUCUUGAGUCCUCUGCCUGAUUCAUACAGUCCUCAGUAUGUGGAAGCGGCCUGGUACUCCUGGUGGGAGAAACAGGGUUUCUUCAAGCCUGAAUAUGGGAGAAAGACUUUAAGUGAGCCAAACCCACGUGGAGUGUUCAUGAUGUGUAUUCCUCCACCUAAUGUUACCGGAUCUCUCCACCUUGGUCAUGCCUUGACCAAUGCUAUUCAGGAUUGCCUGACAAGAUGGCACAGGAUGAGAGGAGAGACCACGCUGUGGAAUCCCGGCUGUGAUCACGCUGGUAUCGCCACACAGGUGGUGGUGGAGAAGAAACUGAUGAGAGAGAGAAAGAUGACCAGACACGAUCUCGGGAGAGAGAACUUCAUCCAGGAGGUCUGGAAGUGGAAGAACGAAAAGGGAGAUCGCAUCUAUCACCAGCUGAAGAAGCUGGGCUCUUCUCUGGACUGGGACAGGGCUUGCUUUACCAUGGAUGAUAAACUGUCCUUUGCGGUCCAAGAGGCUUUUAUACGUAUGCAUGAGGAGGGCGUGAUCUACAGGAGCAAGAGACUCGUCAACUGGUCCUGCACCCUCAACUCUGCCAUCUCUGACAUAGAAGUCGAUAAAAAGGAGCUGACUGGGCGAACUCUUCUUCCUGUGCCGGGUUAUAAAGAGAAAGUUGAGUUUGGAGUGCUGGUGUCCUUCUCUUACAAAGUCGAAGGAUCGGAUGAGGAGGUGGUAGUGGCCACCACCCGUAUCGAGACCAUGCUUGGAGACACAGCUGUUGCCGUCCACCCUAAUGACUCCAGAUAUCAGCAUCUCAAAGGAAAGAUGGUUGUUCACCCAUUCUGUGACAGAAAGAUGCCUGUUGUGUUUGAUGACUUUGUGGAUAUGAACUUUGGAACAGGUGCUGUGAAGAUCACUCCUGCUCAUGAUCAUAAUGAUUACGAGGUGGGAGAGAGACACAAACUGCCCUUCAUCAACAUCCUCGAUGAAAAUGGCCUCCUCAUCAAUGUCCCUCCUCCAUUCCUGAGAAUGAAGCGCUUUGAGGCGAGGAAAGCUGUGCUUCAGGCUCUGAAAGACUUGGGCCAGUUUAAGGAAGUCAAAGACAAUCCCAUGGUGGUGCCUGUCUGCAGCCGUUCUAAGGACAUAGUGGAGCCUCUCCUGAAACCUCAGUGGUACGUGGACUGCAGAGAGAUGGGAAAGCAGGCCGCAGAUGUCGUCAGAAAUGGAGAGCUCAGGAUCAUCCCGGACCACCACCUCAAAACCUGGUUCAACUGGAUGGACAACAUCAGGGACUGGUGCAUCUCACGGCAGUUGUGGUGGGGUCACAGGAUACCGGCGUACUUUGUGACUGUGAGUGAUCCGUCAGUCAAACCAGGCGAGGAUGUGGACGGACAUUAUUGGGUCAGUGGGAGAUCAGAGGAGGAAGCCAGAGAAAAAGCUGCCAAACGCUUCAAUGUCACUGCAGACAAAAUCUCUCUUCGCCAGGAUGAAGAUGUGUUGGACACUUGGUUCUCCUCAGGGAUCUUCCCCUUCUCCAUCUUUGGCUGGCCUACUGAGUCAGAGGAUCUGAGAGUCUUCUACCCAGGCACGCUGUUAGAGACAGGCCAUGACAUCCUGUUCUUCUGGGUGGCUCGCAUGGUCAUGAUGGGCCUCAAACUCACCGGAAAGCUACCUUUCAAAGAGGUUUACCUGCAUGCAGUGGUACGGGACGCCCAUGGCAGGAAAAUGAGCAAGUCUCUCGGUAAUGUCAUCGACCCUCUGGACGUCAUCACUGGGAUCUCAGUAGAGGGUCUUCAUGCUCAGCUAACAGACAGCAAUCUGGACCCACUGGAGAUUGAGAAGGCCAAACAGGGACAGAAAUCCGACUAUCCCAAUGGAAUUCCAGAAUGCGGGACAGAUGCGCUCCGUUUUGCUCUGUGUGCUUACACCAGUCAAGGCCGAGACAUUAAUCUGGAUGUCAACAGGAUUCUGGGAUACAGGCAUUUCUGUAACAAGCUGUGGAACGCAGUGAAGUUUGCCAUGAGGACUCUGGGAGAGGGAUUUGUGCCCUGGGACAAAGCUCAGCUGUGUGGCAGUGAAAGUGUGUCUGACCGCUGGAUUCUGUCCCGUCUGAGCGCAGCAGUAGCGCUGUGUGAUAGCGGAUUUCAGGCCUACGAUUUUCCCACAAUCACCACCGCCAUCUACAACUUCUGGCUGUACGAGCUCUGCGACGUCUAUCUGGAGAGUGUGAAGCCGGUGAUGAGCAGCACAGACUCAGAGGGACAAAAGCAGGCGGACAUCUGCAGACAGACUCUCUACACCUGUUUGGAUGUGGGACUCCGCCUCCUGUCUCCCAUCAUGCCUUUUGUGACUGAAGAGCUCUUCCAGCGCUUGCCAAGAAGACAUGCUCAGGACAGCCCUCCUAGCAUCUCUGUCACACCUUAUCCAGAAACAUCAGAGUUCUGUUGGCACAGCGAGGACAUCGACCGUCAGAUGGAGUUUGUCAUGUCUGUGGUUAAAACCAUCCGAUCACUCAGGGCCGAUUAUAACCUGACCAAGACCCGAGCUGACUGUUAUUUGCAGUGCAUAGACUCUGAUACUGCUGCUCUGGUCCAGACAUACAGUCUUCAGAUCCAGACACUGUCUUACUCUCAGGCUAUUUACCCGGUGGUGGGGGGCGACAGCACCAUCCCACAAGGCUGUGCGGUUGCCAUCGCCUCAGAUAAAUGCACUGUUCACCUCAUGCUGAAGGGUUUGAUUGAUUUGGAAAAGGAGGUCACUAAACUGACAGCAAAGAAAGGGGAGCUGGAGAAACAGAUGGAAAAGCUGAAAGAAAAGAUGGCCAAGAACGACUACAAGGAGAAAGUUCCUGUUAAAGUACAGGAGGCAGAUGCUGAGAAGCUGAGGCAGAACGAAACAGAACUGCAAAAAACGAAGGAAGCCAUUGAGAACUUCAGAAAGAUGAUGUAACUUAUCUUCAUUGUGGGGUUUUUUCUAUCGUUUAUGAAUUUUUCCAAAUCAGAUUAUUUUGUUCUCUCUGUCUAAUGUAUGUCAGUCCUGCCUACUGAAAAAUAAUGUGGGAAACUUGAAUAAACAUCAACCUUAGAUGGAAAA